This is a messenger RNA of Debaryomyces hansenii CBS767, 573 nucleotides long. RefSeq names its product glycine decarboxylase subunit H (gene GCV3). Gene Ontology annotation, cellular component: mitochondrion; cytoplasm; glycine cleavage complex. The record is from RefSeq and is a predicted model, not a curated record. Gene Ontology annotation, biological process: glycine decarboxylation via glycine cleavage system; protein lipoylation. The coding region runs from base 1 to 573 and encodes 190 amino acids. The transcript has a single exon. Lineage: Eukaryota; Fungi; Ascomycota; Pichiomycetes; Serinales; Debaryomycetaceae.
AUGUUUAGAAACUUAAUCAACGCCAGAAUCUCGACCAGAGUAGGAUCCCAGUUAGCAAAGAAUGCAAUUGGUGCCAGAAUUAACGCCGCUAAGGUCGCACCAGGGGUUAGUUUCAUGAGAUACAACUCCAGCAAUUUCAAGUUGAACUCUGACUCUUUUGUUGUCAAAUACCAGGAAGCUGGUCCUAAAUCCGUCAAGUUCACCGAAGAACACGAAUGGAUUGCAUUCCAAAGAGAUGACAGUGUGUUCCUUGGUAUCACCCAAUAUGCCAGUGAAGCAUUAGGGGAAGCUACCUUCGUCGAAUUACCAGAAGUCGGUGACACCGUCGAAGUGGGUGAAUCGAUCGGUUCUGUCGAAUCGGUCAAGUCUGCUUCCGAAAUCUACUCCCCAGUUGCCGGUGAAAUUGUCGCUGUCAACGAAGAGUUGGAAUCAAGGCCACAACUCAUCAGCGAUGAUCCAAUGGGUAACGCUUGGAUUGCUCAAAUAAAAUUGAACGAGCCAGCCGAAGUGGUAGAAGGUCAAGAAUCGUUAUUGAGUGAAACUCAAUACGAAGAGUUGUUGGAUAGUAACUAA